GUUCAAUUUUGACCAAUGAUAAUAAUGGAAAAAUAAGAAUACAAAGUUAGCACCGAACAAACGAAAACAUCAAAGAUGAUGAUGAUGAUAGGUCUUCUUCACUGCAACUCUUACUUCCCCAUUCAGCUAAAUUCAUCUUCUUCUCCACAAAUUAAACCUAAAAUUCGCCCCAUUUCCCGCUCAGUUUGCAAACCCAGAAACCAAACAAUCCUCGGGAUAGUUAAUUCUAGCAAUAAUGGGCGUGACCCAGUUAAAGACCCCUCCUUUUUUGAUGAAAACGGCGCCGUUGAAGAUAUGGAUGGCUAUCUCAAUUAUCUCUCCCUUGAGUAUGACUCCGUUUGGGACACCAAACCUUCCUGGUGCCAACCUUGGACAAUUGCACUGACUGGAGUAGGAAUAACUGGUGGUAGUUGGCUAGUUUUGAACUCCGUUGUAGUUACCUCGAUAGUCGCAACUUUGAUUUCCUUGUGGUGGUACAUUUUCCUCUACUCUUAUCCAAAGGCAUAUUCAGAUAUGAUUGCCGAGCGAAGAAAGAAGGUAAAAGGUGGUACAGAAGACACCUAUGGCAAGCAAACAUGGCAAUGAAAUCGAGGGCCACGAUAGAAGAGCAAGAACAAGCAUCAUUAUAAAAGGCUAAUAUAUACUUUUCAGGUUAAAAAUGUAUUUAUUUGGAUCUCAUGGUAAUGUUCCCACGAUAUUAUGUAUUAGCAAUUUCUCUUGACAAAGUUAAAAACGCAUUAUUA
Erythranthe guttata (spotted monkey flower) is the source of this 743-nucleotide messenger RNA. Its product is annotated as spindle pole body-associated protein. NCBI's taxonomy places the organism in Eukaryota, Viridiplantae, Streptophyta, Magnoliopsida, Lamiales, Phrymaceae. Gene Ontology annotation, cellular component: chloroplast. The record is from RefSeq and is a predicted model, not a curated record.